AUUAAUUAAAUUUAAAUGAUUUUUUGGAUAAUUUAAUUAAUUGUGAUUGUUUUGAUUUUUUUUCAAUUUUUCAGAUUCGUUUUUGGUUCGAAAGGAAAGCUGAACAAGCCAACGUGACAAGUUGAACAAGCCAACAUACGAGAAAUUGCACAAAAUUCGUGGUUCACUUCGCCCAAUUUAUAUCAAUUUUUUAUCACAUUGAUUUUUCCGAUAAAAAAUGUGUGAUCCACAACCAAUUUCUUCUGGAACUAAUGCGGAAAAUGAUCAAUUGAAUGAUUCUUCCGGAAGUGAUGAAUCCGUACCCGAGUCUUGUGAGACUAUUUAUUUGAAUACAACUGAACCCGUUCCUUUCAACGAAUUUGUUCAAACAUUAUCGGGAUACAGUGAUCAAAUCGAACUCACACCAAUUAUUAUUCGUGGCGGCAAUUCGUUUAUACAAGGCGCAUUCCACUUAAAAAUGCCAAGAUCUAUUGCGACCCAAUUAUUUGGACCUGUUAACGGCCGUCGAUUGCAGCCAUUCUCUGCAUAUCCCAUUUACAUUAACAACAAUGUGCCAAUUGCACCAUUGGAAAGACCAAAUUCUGUUGGAGCUGGAGACGGUAAUUCAAGCCAUGAACCAAAUACAUCGCCGAGUGAUUGUCGAAGCUACAGCUCUAGCGUUGAUUAAUAAGUAUGAAAUUAACUUUUAUAAGUUUCACAUGAAAAAUAUUUCCCUGGGAUUAAAAUUAUGAAAGAUCGGAACAAUUAGAAAACAAAACACCGUACUAAAUUAAAAAAAUAAAAAUUGUUAUCAACUCCAUAUAUUUUGCAAAAAUUCCGUGUUUUCAAAGAUACUCCUAGAAUUUUUACUUUUUGAUCAAAUGAGUUGGUGGCUUCAUUUUUAAUGCAUAUACACUGGAUGAACAAAUUUUUUUUCUCGAAUUGAU
Contarinia nasturtii (swede midge) is the source of this 926-nucleotide messenger RNA. RefSeq lists its product as uncharacterized. Lineage: Eukaryota; Metazoa; Arthropoda; Insecta; Diptera; Cecidomyiidae. The record is from RefSeq and is a predicted model, not a curated record. The coding region runs from base 218 to 667 and encodes 149 amino acids. The transcript is spliced from 3 exons.